GACACACUGCGGAGUUCAGCAGAGAAGAGAUGAAGAGAGCUGGAGACACAGACCAAACCACAUAGCUGUAAACACACACGGACUCAGACUCACUGAGUUCAACAUCUGUCACUCAACGAGCUCUGCCGUGGACUUUAACACCACAUCUGUGAUUAUUUUGGGCUGGACCCCCAAUUUGACUGUGUGUAAACAUGCUGGGAGUUGAAAGUGAUGCACUGUUCGUUGGAUUGAUGCUUUGGAUGGGAACGCUUUGUGGACAGAUCGCAACCCAAGAUGAGACCAGAUCGACCCCACCACCCAGUCUUUCUCCAGCGAUGCAGGUGCCAGCCCCAAAAGAAAACCCCAGAGGAGUCACUUCCAUAGGGCAUGACUUCUUCGAAUCAGUCCUGUCUCACAAGGACCAGCUGCUGACUCAGAAGGGUGUUGCUCUUCCUAGUGGUUUACCCCCUAAUCUUGUGCCCAUGUUGGAGAAAGGGUUGGAAGCCGGGGCAGAGGCUCUUUCUCCAGAUCAGCCCCUCCUGAGGAAAGUGCUGCCUGCACACAGUGGCACUGUACUUCCGGCGUACGAUCUACCAACUGAACCGCCAGAAGCCGUUGCGACACCAAACUGGGACAACGAUGCCCCAACCGUACGUCUAGAUGAUGACCCCGAGCUGUCAGUCACGACUGCUGUCCCGACCGCUGUAAAUACUGAGCCAACAUCUGGCAUUAACACCCCAGCUGUAACCAACUGCAGGGUCAAUUUCUCCGACCCGGAGGGCUACAUUGAUUCUUCAGAUGACCCUCCGCUUCCAGAAGCAUCAUUCCUGCAGUGCACCUACACAGUGACUGUGUACACGGGCUACGGCGUGGAGCUGCAGGUCAAGAGUGUGAACCUGUCAGAGGGCGAGCAGCUGUCAAUCAGAGGGGUUGAUACAAGCGGAGCCCUGCUCAUACUAGCCAAUCAGACACUUCUGGUGGAAGGUCAGGUGAUCCGUAGUCCAACCAAUACAAUCUCUGUGUUUUACCGGUCUUCUCCAGAGGGGGCCGUCGGCAUGUUCCAGUUACAUUACCAAAUUUUUCGCUUGAGUUGUGCUCUACCCAGACGGCCUCAUUUUGGAGAAGUGUCAGUAAAAGAUCUGCAUCCAGGUGGCACUGCCCAUUUCAUGUGCCACAUGGGAUAUCACCUGCAGGGGGAUGCAACCCUCACCUGUCUCAAUGCUUCAUUGCCUGUGUGGAGCCAACAUGAGCCCACCUGCAGAGCUCUGUGUGGAGGUGUCAUAAAAAACGCCACAGUGGGUCGAGUUCUGUCUCCUUCUCCCCAUUCGGGUCCUAACAGCACUCUAGACCGAAGCUGUUCUUGGUCGCUGGAGGCCUUUAUUGGUCAGAGACUGCACCUUCAUCUGGAGAGAAUGGUGUUGGGUCCAACAGACAGGCUUGUCUUAUGGAGUGGUCUGGAUGCUGGUUCAGUGGUUCUGUUUGAUUCCGGGCGCGGUGGUCCGAUCCCAUUUGAGGGAGUGAUCAGCGAAGGCCCGACUGUACGGGUCCAAUUCAUAACAGACCAACCGAACAACCACAACACUGGAUUUAACAUCCGUUUUGAAGCGUUCGAGAAGGGCCACUGUUACGAGCCGUACAUCCAGAACGGGAAUUUUAGUGCCACAGACCCAACAUACGCCGUCGGGACAGUUGUGCAGUUCUCAUGUGACCCCGGGCACUCGCUGGAGCAGGGCCCACCUGUCAUUGAGUGUAUCAACACACGAGACCCAUACUGGAACGAUACAGAGCCGCUCUGCAAAGCUCUCUGUGGUGGCGACCUGUCGGGCCCCAGCGGCGUUAUUCUGUCUCCGAACUGGCCCGAGUGGUACGGCGAGGGUGAAGACUGCAGCUGGAGGAUUCACGUCGGCGAGGACAAACGCGUCCUGCUCGACGUGCAGCUCUUGAACCUGAGCGACAGUGAUAUGUUAACUAUUCUGGAUGGGGACGAGGUCACAACACGUAUUCUGGGCCAGUUCGUAGGAGGCACCAGCCCGUUUAAGAUGUCCUCCUCGACUCCUGACCUCACCGUCACUUUCCAUUCAGACCCAGCCGGUCUGGUGUUCGGAAAGGGCGAGGGCUUCAUCAUCAACUACAUAGAGGUGUCACGCAAUGACUCUUGUCCGGACCUGCCCGAGAUCCAGAACGGAUGGAAGACCACAUCUCACGCUGCGCUGGUGCGAGGUGCCCGCAUCACGUACCAGUGCGACCCGGGCUAUGACCUGGUGGGCAGUGAAACGCUAACCUGUCAGGUGGACCUCAGCUGGAACACCCAGCCUCCCUUUUGUGAGAAGAUUAUGUACUGCACAGACCCGGGUCACGUGGAACAUUCCACACGAACGCUGUCUGAUCCCAAACUGCUUGUUGGCACCACCAUCCAAUACAGCUGCAUUCCCGGAUUCGUCCUGCAGGGCGGCGCCACACUCACUUGCUACGGCCGUGAGCCUGGAACUCCCGUGUGGACGUCUCGUUUGCCGCAUUGUGUUUCGGAGGAGUCUGUGUCCUGUGAAAAUCCAGGACUUCCUGACAAUGGCUACCAGAUUUUGUCUAAAAGACUUUAUCUGCCCGGAGAGUCUCUAACAUUCAUGUGCUACCAAGGCUAUGAGCUAAUUGGUGAGAUGGCGAUCAAGUGCAUUCUGGGAAAUCCCUCUUUUUGGAGUGGGCCAUUACCACUUUGUAAAGGCACUCAUGAAUGCUCUGGCAAUCAUGCAUUAGAAGUGGCUAAGGCUGCGACCGAUUCCUCUUUCGAUGGAGGGAGCAUGGCUCUAAUCAUAUUUAUACUGGUGCUGCUGGUAUCUGUUUUAGUGGGAGGGGCCUACCUCUAUGUCACAAGGUGCAGAUAUCAUUCGAACCUGAGACUGCCUCUCAUGUAUCCUCAUCCUUACAGCCAAAUCACAGUGGAAACUGAGUUUGACAACCCUCUUUAUGAGACCGGAGGGGACACGAGAGAAUACGAGGUGUCCAUAUGAAGAGGCCUACAGACACAUCCUGUAUUGCUUCAGCGCUUAGAGGAAGUGAUGUAAAUAGCUCCUGACAAUUUCCACUUUCCCCGCCUCCCCAACCUCCAGAGAAACGUUCAUCAGUCGAUCGAUCGAGAAAGGGUCGUGAAUGGAGAUUGUGUCAGGAGGGGCUGUGAAACAGGAAGUAUCAGAAAUUGGUUGGCCAGUAAAAUUUACUGUGGUUUAACGGCACGUUUGCACUCGCAGCGGGAGGUUUUCAUUGUAACGUUCAAAACGUGUGUACCGUAUGUGUGAGCGUAUAUGUGUGAUAUGACAAAACGAGAGGAAACGGGCGAUUUCGCACAUUGUUCUCGCGCCGCAAUGCCUUGACUUACGGGACCUGGAGUAUGUGAAGCGAUCUAAAGGGAUUGUGGUGGCGCUGUCUGUGUCUUUCUGUGGCCCGUCCUGCCUGCUGUCAUUUUUAAGUCUUUGUACUUAGAGCAGUUUGUAGUGCAGGAUUAAAGUAGUAUUUUUCCCUGCAAGUGAUGUCACGGUACAGCAGAGAGAAAAGAUGUAUUUAUUUUGAAGUAUGUGUGAAAUGUUCUCUGCUGGUUAAUAAAUACUUCAUUUUGGAGAUCAAGAAAAAAAUGUAACAGAUUUCUCUAAGGAAAUGAUUAAAAAAAUAAAUACAUAUAAAUCUUUUUUUAAUA
This is a messenger RNA of Paramisgurnus dabryanus, 3664 nucleotides long. It is a transcript of the gene sez6l, whose product is annotated as seizure related 6 homolog (mouse)-like. NCBI's taxonomy places the organism in Eukaryota, Metazoa, Chordata, Actinopteri, Cypriniformes, Cobitidae. The record is from RefSeq and is a predicted model, not a curated record.